AUUCUGUUGAAGUGGAUGAUAUUGCUGAAGUAGGAGACGGACUUCAGUUGCACUUAGAAAGUCGGAUAGUGAUUGCAUUAAGAUUUAAACUGGAUAACCAGUGGAGAGUUAUAGUUGUCUUCCAAACAAAACAGAAAAUAUGGGUUGUAGAAAAUCCAAGCUGACUGGUGACGAAGCCCCGGGAGCACGUGACCUGAAGAAAAACCAAUCAGUACGUACUGACCAAAAUAGAUAUGUGAGAGAUCCUACCUCCAGUAAACCACAUUCCAUAAAUGUUUCAGCUCAAGGUGGACUUCUACCUGGCCAAGUGUUCCAAACAUUGGAAGAGCAAAGAGAAUCUGGAAAAAUAGUGGUUGCACUCUACCCAUAUGAAGCAAAACAUACAGAGGAUCUGGGGUUUAAGAAGGGAGAACGGCUUAAAGUUCUCCAAGAGAAAGGAGAAUGGUGGAGAGCAAAGUCUCUCGUAACGAAGAAAGAAGGUCUUAUUCCCUGUAAUUAUGUAGCAGAAGCAAACACGAUGGAGGCUGAGGUAUGGUUCUUUAAAGCUAUUACCAGAAAGGAUGCCGAGAGGCAACUGCUGGCUCCAGCAAACAAACCAGGAUCUUUCCUUAUUCGAGAGAGUGAAACAUCAAACGGAAGUUACUCACUUUCAGUCAGAGAUGUAGAUGUCCAUGGUGCAGAUGCUGUCAAGCACUACAAAAUUCGCACAAUGGACAAUGGUGGUUUCUAUGUAUCUCCCAAAAUCACCUUCCCUGACAUCACCAGCAUGAUAAAGCAUUACCAGAAGCAACCAGAUGGACUGUGCCGGAAGUUGGAUAAGCCAUGUGUGAAGCCCAAAGCACAGAUGCCCUGGGACAAAGACGCCUGGGAGAUCUCCAAAGAGUCCAUCAAGAUGGUGAAAAAGCUUGGAGCCGGACAGUUUGGCGAAGUGUGGAUGGCCUUCUACAACAACAGCACCAAAGUGGCAGUGAAGACCCUGAAACCUGGGACCAUGUCUGUGGAGGCUUUUCUGGAGGAAGCCAACAUGAUGAAAACCCUGCAGCACAACAGAUUGGUGCGACUUUAUGCUGUGGUCACUAAAACCGAUCCCAUCUACAUCAUCACAGAGUUCAUGGCCAACGGUAGCUUGCUUGAUUUCUUAAAAAGUGAAUCGGGUCAAAAAGUGCAACUUCCCAAGCUGAUAGACUUUUCAGCCCAGAUCGCAGAGGGGAUGGCUUACAUUGAAAAGAAGAAUUACAUUCACAGAGAUCUCAGGGCUGCAAAUGUUCUCGUCUCUGAGAGCCUGUUGUGCAAGAUUGCUGAUUUUGGCCUUGCGCGAGUAAUUGAAGAUGACCAGUAUACAGCUAGAGAAGGGGCCAAGUUUCCCAUCAAGUGGACAGCACCUGAGGCCAUCAACUAUGGGUCAUUCACGAUUAAAUCAGACAUGUGGUCCUUUGGAAUUCUUCUUUAUGAAAUUGUCACAUUUGGAAAAAUCCCUUACCCUGGGAUGAGCAAUGGUGAAGUAAUGACAGCGAUCCAGCGCGGUUACCGGAUGCCAUGUCCCGAAGGCUGCCCAAGGGAGCUCAGUGAUAUCAUGACAUUGUGCUGGAAGGCCAAUCCAGAAGACAGACCCACAUUUGACUACAUGAUGAGUGUGCUAGAUGACUUCUUCACAGCCACGGAGGGCCAGUACCAACAGCAACCAUAACGCAGCAGUUGGCAGGUGGAUGUGCAGCAUCAUUUGAAGACUUCAUUUCUCCAAUAGACAGAACAAGCUCAUACCAAUGGUCCUACACUGAUCAACGGAGAAAAAUAACUCAUCAUUUAUAUUUCUUUAACAUAUUUAGACUUUGUGGCUUAUUUUUCUGCCAAUGUGUGAGUGAAGUCUACUAAACCGGUCGCUGACAUCACCCUGCGAGUGUCACUGUAACAUUUCCAGGCUGGAAUUUCUAGAUUUUUCUACUUUCGCAAGCACAACCAACCUUGGGGAAACAUCACCACAAAUGCCAAGAAUCCAAGCACAAGAAGCAUUGCUCCAUAAGGAAUGGAGAUGACUGUGGUGCUUCAGAAUUUGAUACAACUAUGAAAUGGACAUGAAUGUUAUUUGACAGCUUGAGUCAUCUGGGAAUGCUUUACUUCCAUUCACGAACUGAAUCACGUGUUCAGAAUUGUCUCAAUUAGUGGUUACCAUUUUAACCAAUUAUGCACUUGAUAACCCCUCACGUUCAUAGGAUAAGCACCAUUAUUGUGGUUAGUGGUCAGGUCAUUCCACUAAACAGUAUAUUCCCCUUUAUGAAUUUGUGACAAUUAGUGGUUACCUCCAAGACUGAAAUAGUUGCCUCUUAACCUAUUGAAUUCACUAGUAAUUGAAAUAUGGGUAUACAAUUGAUUGAAUACCGACCUUGGGUAAUAUAUGAAUCAGCCUGCAGUGUAUACAAUGCAAAAACAUUGUUUUGGAGAAAUUAUGUUCACCUACCUUUUUACUAUAUUUUAUACACCAACUAUAUGAUGUACUGACUGUUACUCCUUACAAGAACAUUCAGCCCAUUUUGUGCAAUACAUCCAUUUAGGAAGAAGGGCAUUCAGAAUAAAAAUGCUUCAGUA
Messenger RNA from Conger conger (European conger), 2583 nucleotides. Its product is annotated as tyrosine-protein kinase Lyn-like. The transcript has 13 exons. Lineage: Eukaryota; Metazoa; Chordata; Actinopteri; Anguilliformes; Congridae. The record is from RefSeq and is a predicted model, not a curated record. Gene Ontology annotation, biological process: protein phosphorylation; cell surface receptor protein tyrosine kinase signaling pathway; cell differentiation. The coding region runs from base 140 to 1687 and encodes 515 amino acids. Gene Ontology annotation, cellular component: extrinsic component of cytoplasmic side of plasma membrane. Gene Ontology annotation, molecular function: non-membrane spanning protein tyrosine kinase activity; signaling receptor binding; ATP binding.